This is a messenger RNA of Lutzomyia longipalpis, 554 nucleotides long. RefSeq lists its product as uncharacterized. Gene Ontology annotation, molecular function: odorant binding. The transcript has 2 exons. Bases 1 to 414 code for a protein of 137 amino acids. The record is from RefSeq and is a predicted model, not a curated record. Lineage: Eukaryota; Metazoa; Arthropoda; Insecta; Diptera; Psychodidae.
AUGAAGACAGUUUAUUUCGUCCUUAUCGUCUCUUGCUUUUUAGUAGCUCCUGGAACUAAUGCUCAAGAAGUGAUCAAGAAGGCAAUAACCGACUACUUACUUCCUUGUUCAUCGGAAAUCGACUUGGGAAAAAUAAAUAUUCCUGCUUUGCAAAAUGGCGACAUUUCGGGGAUUACUCCAGUUAUAAACUGUGUAGCUGACUGCAUAAGCAAGAGGCUGGACCUAAUCAAUCCCGACGGUGCCUUCCAAAUGGAUAAUUUCAGACAAAGACUCGGACUAUUUAUCCUUCCAGAUGAAAUACAAUCAUUUGUUGAAAGUUGCGAAGGAAAUAUCGGUCAGGGAAAAUGUCAAAUAUCUGGAGAUUUCUACAAGUGCAUUCUCGUUGAUAAAAUUCUAGGCAGAAUUUUCUCAUAAAAAUUCUUAAAGAUAUUUUUGUAAUUACACAAUUUAAAAAUCAGUUCUAAGUUAAUGGUAAAAAACGGAAUUUUUGAAAAAUAAAACAAAAAUGUACAUUAAAAACAGCUAAAAUAUAGGUUGCUCAUAUUCAAUCUACA